GUGAAUUAGUAUACCAUCAAUGAUGGCAGAACAUCCACCAUUACUGGAUACCACUUCAAUUAUAAGUAGUGAAAUCCCUCUUCUGACUUCCCCUAUUGUUAGUGGGGAUGGAGCACAACAGAGUAUUUUUUCCCCUCUUCUUUCUGGCUUACUUGAGAAAUGAAGUCAUAAACUGUAUUGCAGAUUAUAAAGUCAGAAGUUGGUUCAUCCUGAGUUAGUAAUAGCCUAUCUGGGAAUCAGGAGGCUAAAUUAAAAAUGCAGUUAUAAAACGGCAUAUAUUUGGAAGCUUUGUUCUCUUAAACCCGAACCUUCUGUUGACUGACGUUAGAUGAUCCAGAAGCAGAUGCUGCAGCAGCUAUUUGUUGAUUUAGUUGCUAUGGUGACAUGAUACAUUCAUGUACAGCAGGAAGCUCACUGUACGUUGGCUAAUUUGAUAGGAAGGAAGGCUUGAGGAGGGGGGGCAGUGUUCCACACAUCCCCGAAGAUUACCUCAGUACUGAGUGAAUGGAACAGAUUGGAGCAGCCGGAGUGGUGCCUGUUGAAUCUUCCUUCAUCCUUUGUCACUGUGGUAGCACCAGUUGAAUGAGAGAAAUAAAAGGAUGCGAGCAACAGUUAUUCUUGUGCAAGUUAAUCCAGGGGAAGCAUUUACAAUAAGAAGAGAAGAUGGACAGUUUCAGUGCAUUACAGGUCCUGCUCAGGUUCCAAUGAUGUCCCCAAAUGGUUCAGUGCCUACUAUUUAUGUGCCUCCUGGAUAUGCCCCACAGGUUAUUGAGGAUAACGGUGUUCGAAGGGUCGUGGUGGUUCCCCAGGCUCCAGAAUUCCAUCCUGGCGGUCACACGGUGAUACACAGGCCUCCACAUCCCCCACUGCCCGGCUUCCUUCCUCUUCCAGCCAUGAUACCCCCUCCACCCCGUCACAUAUACUCACCUGUGACUGGAGCCGGUGACAUGGCAACGCAGUACAUUCCACAGUAUCACGCUUCUCAAGUCUAUGGGGAUGUGGAUACUCUGCCUGCUCAUGGAAGAUCCAACUUUAGAGAUGAAAGGUCUAGUAAAACAUAUGAAAGGUUACAAAAAAAGUUAAAAGAUCGACAUGGAACUCAGAAGGAUAAGUUAAACAGUCCUCCAUCAUCUCCUCAGAAAUGUCCUUCUCCUACAAGUGAACCUAAUGGACUUACAAAAGGACAGGAUGCAGCUGGAAUAAGCACAGGUUCUACCAAAUGCAAGUCUUUGGGUAAAAGAAAAAGCAGUUCUCAGACAGACACAGAAGUAGAAGAAAAGGAUGAAGAAACAAAAGCACUGGAAGCACUUCUUUCUAACAUAGCCAAGCCAGUGGUAUCAGAUAUUCAGGCAAGAACUGCACUGCUGAUGUGGUCCCCUCCAUCCAGUGAUACUGGAGAAGACACAGACAAGAAUGACAUACCAGAGGCUUAUACUUAUGAAGUGAUGAUUUCAAGUACUGGAAAAGAUGGAAAGUACAAAACUGUGUACAUUGGAGAAGAAAAUAAAGUUACUGUAAAUGAUCUCAGGCCAGCAACUGAUUACCAUGCAAAAGUCCAAGUAGAAUGCAACUGUGUAAAGGGGAGCCCUUCAGAAACAGAGAGUUUUACCACAGCAAGUUGUGAACCUGAUACUCCAAAUCUGCCCAGGAUAACUAAUCGGACCAAAAAUUCUCUUACUCUUCAGUGGAAGGCAUCUUGUGAUAAUGGUUCCAAAAUCCACAGUUACCUUUUAGAAUGGGAUGAAGGAAAAGGAAAUGGAGAGUUUUGCCAGUGUUAUUAUGGUCAACAGAAGCAGUACAGGAUCACUAAACUGUCACCAGCAAUGGGGUACACCUUUAGGCUAGCAGCCAAAAAUGACAUGGGAAUGAGUGAUUUUAGUGAAGAAGUCCUGUAUCAUACCUCAGGCACUGCCCCAACCACACCAGCAAGUCCUUUGCUGAUUAAUGCUGGAGUUACUUGGUUAUCCCUUCAGUGGACAAAACCCUCAGGAACACCAUCAGAUGAAGGAAUCUCAUAUAUAUUAGAGAUGGAGGAUGAGAACUCAGGAUAUGGUUUCAAGCCAAAAUAUGAUGGUGAUGAUCUUACCUACACGGUGAAGAAUUUGAGGCGUAGUACAAAAUAUAAAUUUAGGGUCAUUGCAUAUAACUCAGAAGGGAAGAGCAGUCCAAGCGAGACAGUGGAGUACAUUACUUGUCCAGACAAACCUGGAGUACCUUCAAAACCCACAGUGAAAGGAAAAAUUCAUGCACAGAGUUUUAAAAUAAUCUGGGAUCCACCAAAAGACAAUGGGGGAGCAGCAAUACAUACAUAUGUUGUGGAAAUGUCUGAAGGCUUAAGUGGAAACAAGUGGGAUACAAUAUACAGCGGAGCCGCUAGGGAACACGUGUGUGACCGACUAAAUCCGGGCUCUUCCUAUCGGUUACGUGUAUAUUGCGUUGGGGAAGGAGGACAAAGCACGGUAACUGAUUCCUUACUGGUGCAGACACCAGCAGUGGUUCCUGGUCCAUGCCAGCCUCCAAGGCUACAGGGUAGACCAAGAGCAAGAGAAAUUCAGCUGCGCUGGGGACCACCUCAGGUAGAUGGUGGUUCACCCAUUACCUGUUAUGGUCUGGAAAUGUUUCAGGCAGAAAGCGAUGAACACAGAGAGGUUUACCAGGGUUCUGAUGUUGAAUGCACAGUGGGCAGCCUUCUUCCAGGGAGGAUGUACAGCUUCAGACUGAGAGCAGCUAACAAGGCUGGGUUUGGACCUUACUCAGAAAAAUGUGAAAUAACUACAGCACCUGGACCCCCAGAUCAAUGCAAGCCCCCUCAAGUGUCGUGCAGAUCUGCUGCCUGUGCUCAGGUGUCGUGGGAGGUACCAGUGAGUAAUGGAGCUGAUGUCACGGAGUAUCGACUGGAGUGGGGCGGUGUGGAAGGAUGCAUGCAAAUCUCCUAUUGUGGUCCUGGGCUCAGCUGUGAAGUGAAAGGGCUUUUGCCUGCCACUAUAUACUAUUGCAGGGUUCAGGCAGUGAAUGUUGCAGGUGCAGGCCCUUUCAGUGAAGUAGUAGCGUGUAUGACUCCAGCCUCUGUACCUGCAGUUGUGACCUGUCUUCGUGGACUAAGUGAAGAUGAAGUUGAAAGUCCACACUAUUCUCCUUCCACAUGCCUUGCUAUAAGCUGGGAAGAGCCUUGUGACCACGGAUCUGAAAUCCUCGGCUACAGCAUAGACUUUGGAGAUAAGCAGCCAAUAACUGUUGGGAAGGAUCUGACCUAUUUUAUAGAUGGCUUACAGCCGGAUACUACCUACAGGGUACGAAUUCAAGCCCUAAACAGUCUUGGAGCGGGUCCUUUCAGCCACACCAUAAAACUGAAAACAAAGCCUCUCCCCCCGGAUCCACCUCGCCUGGAAUGUGCUGCAUACAGUUCUCAGACUCUCAAGCUGAAGUGGGGAGAGGGAACUGCGAAAGCAUUAACUGACUCCAUCCAGUACCACCUUCAAAUGGAGGAUAAGAAUGGAAGGUUUGUAUCCUUAUACAGAGGACCAUGUCAUACAUACAAAGUUCAAAGACUCAGUGAGUCAACAUCAUACAAAUUUUGUAUUCAGGCAUGUAAUGAAGCUGGUGAAGGUCCCCUUUCUCAAGAAUACAUUUUCACUACUCCCAAAUCUGUUCCAGCUGCCUUGAAAGCACCAAGGAUAGAGAGAAUAAACGAUCACACUUGUGAAAUCACAUGGGAGGUUCUGCAGCCCAUGAAGGGUGAUCCAGUUAUCUACUGUCUUCAGGUCAUGGUGGGAAAAGACUCAGAAUUCAAACAGAUUUACAAGGGCCCAGACUGGUCGUUCCGAUACACGGGCCUCCAGCUGAACUGUGAAUACCGAUUCCGCGCGUGUGCCAUUCGCCAGUGCCAAGAGGCCACGGGUCACCAGGACCUGGUGGGCCCCUACAGCACCCCAGUGCUAUUCAUCUCUCAGAGGACUGAACCACCGGCAAGCACCAACAAGGACACUGUGCAAACCACAAGGACACAAUGGUCACAGAGCGACCAAGUGUGUGCUGCUGUCAUCCUUGCACUUUUUGCUAUCUUUUCCAUUCUGAUUGCUGUUAUCAUUCAGUACUUCGUCAUAAAGUGAAGAAAAGAGAUCUAUUUUAUAAUGCUGCCCAUUACAUUUUACUUUCUCAUAAUCUAAAAGUAAUUCUGUUCUCUUGCUUUUACAAAACCAGGCAUUUAGCACCGGUAUUGGGACUGAUGCAAACUUUCUCAGCCACUUUAAAAUGCUUAUUCGUAGGUAUAGGCUGACACAUGUUAUUAAAAUGCAAGCCACAGAAAUAUAAUCUUUUCUUUAUAUGCCUUCAUGCAGUACAAACUCGAUAUGGGGCAGGCACGCAGCGUUUAAGGAAAAGGGUUUGACCAGUAAAUGCAGGCACGCAGUAAAGGUGAUUUCCUGGCCCACACUUCUAAGGGUUGCUAACAUAACAGGGAAGAAUGUGUAGAUCGCAUUUAAAACUUACACUAACAAACUUGUGCUGUACACAAUAUUAAUCUGAUGCUGUGAAAGCAAUUUAGCGCUGUAUUUCUACCUCCUCAUUUGUCUUAAUUAUUUGGGAAGCAGGAUUUAUGCUGAAAAACAGAAGGGGCUUUUCUCAGGCAGCAAAUAAUAAACUGGAUGGAAGAGUAUGCAUGAAGGAAGCUUCUUAUCUGAUAAAUGUGGAGUUCUUCACUGCAAGUAGAUGUUUUUGAAAGACUACAAGGAGAUGGCACAAGUGGUUUAUCUUACCCCCAGGAUUUGGUGUUUACUAACAAAAAAUGCCUCUUUUACUUCUUCUGAAUAUAGAAGGGAGAGUGUGAGAGACCUUCUUAGACUUGUUAUUUAAAUUGAAAAACACAUUUCCAAAGUUGACCUUUGAUUGGAUGCAGAUGUCUGUGCCCUCUGAUUUUGGCUAGUCAACAGAAUUUUGAGAUAAAAUUCAUUGUUGAAUUUUUGCUGUUUCCCCAACAUUCACUUGCCAUAUCCACCAAAAAUAAGCACUGCCUUUUUUUGUUUGUUUUGUUUCUGUCUUUCUUUCUCUUUUUUCCUUUCCUUUCUUUCUUUCUUCUUUCUUUCUUUGGGGCACCAAAUCAGAAGACGAAGUGUAGUAAUUUGCACCAGAAAACUUAAAGCUGCUUUUUUCUUGAGAUCCUAAUGUUUAAUGUAAUGUCUCUUUGGAUACUGUACCAAAUUGUUGAUUGCAUGUAGUUAAUGUUGCAUUAGAGCACUUUGCAAUUGCAUAACUCAUCAAUGUUUUGUGAGCUUGCAUUUGUGAGUUCUUGAAUGACCAGACUGAAUUUUAACAAGUAUCCCAUUGAACAUCUUGCUGGAUGUCAAUGAUUGCCAGUGACACAAAGCUUGUAGUGAAACUAUCUUUAAAAAAAAUCCUUGUCUCAUCACACUUAUGUUAUUUGUUAUACACUUUGUAAUUAGCUACUUUUAAUUUAUUUGAGUUACAAGAUAGUGGAUCAUUAAUGACUUCUAGUUGUGUUCAGUUUAGCAUUUUUAAUAGUAUUAAACACUUCUGUCAGUCUUAAUAAUAAUAAAAAAAGGAACCUCUGUCUUGUGCUUUGAAGAUCUCUGAAGAAUUUCUCUUAUAUUAGAACGGGCAUGUAUUGUAAUUGUUUAUACGUCCAAUGAUCUGUGCUGUAGAAUAAUGUUGCUGAGUUUCGUUUUUUUUAAAGAAAAAAAAAAGAAGAAAUGGCAAAGAACUUGGCCUCCACGUGGCAAGAACGAUCUGUCUUUAAAAUGUACUGUAUGUUUACAUUUUAUUUCUAAUUUGUCAUUUGUACGUAUAGGCUGAUACCUUCCCGCAGGAUACCGUGAUAACUGAUGUUUUCUAGAACCUUCUUAAAAGUGCCAUGUUUGGCAGUGCAAAUGAGGUUGCGUGUCACAGCCCAGAGAUUUCUUAUGGUUGAAUGUCUAAAACGGUAAGAUUUGUUACUGCAGGCAACCUGCAGUGACUUACGUUUUUCAUAGUAAAAUUCAAAUGAGCUCCUAUUUUUGAUAGUCAUUUAAUAGUGUAUUUGCCAUUUGAGCCUCAGUGCAUAUUACUGCAUUGAAGACAGUUUUUAAUGUAAUCUUAAUUUUACCUCAUAUACUGUACAUUCCAAAAA
Messenger RNA from Onychostruthus taczanowskii (white-rumped snowfinch), 6121 nucleotides. RefSeq names its product fibronectin type III domain containing 3A (gene FNDC3A). The transcript has 27 exons. NCBI's taxonomy places the organism in Eukaryota, Metazoa, Chordata, Aves, Passeriformes, Passeridae. Bases 600 to 4109 code for a protein of 1169 amino acids. Gene Ontology annotation, molecular function: protein binding. The record is from RefSeq and is a predicted model, not a curated record.